Molecule: messenger RNA, 902 nt
Organism: Parasteatoda tepidariorum (common house spider)
Lineage: Eukaryota; Metazoa; Arthropoda; Arachnida; Araneae; Theridiidae
Source: RefSeq, a predicted model, not a curated record
GUCUUUUUUUUUUUUAAUUUGCCUUAAUGAUAUCAUCCCCAUCCAUUGCUUAAAAGUUAUAUAAAUGUUACUGAAGCAUUAGAAUAGUAGUUCAGUAGUUUACUUCUUUAGGAUCAAUAUGAAACUUUUAAUACUCCAGGUUUUGUUUAUUGGCCUUGCUGCCAAGACACUUGGAGCGGCCAUUGAAAAAUGCCAUUCGUCGGUGUUAGCAGCAUGUGGAGACCCUAUAUCAGACUUCCGUAAAAAGAUGGGAACAAGUUUCCCUCUUGACAAUGCCCAAGUCAAUGAAUUAUGCAGUGCAAUCGAACAAUCAAAGACAUGUGCAGAAGAUUUUCAAAAGAAAUGCAUGACACCAAUGCAAAUUCAGACUAUGAGUUUCUUGACCGAAGGAUCUCUUGAAGUAUAUAAGGACUUCUGUACAGAAGGAUCAGAAAUUAGAACUGAUUAUCUGAAGAAUGCACCAUGUAUUGACGAAUCUUCAAAGACACCGGAAGCAAAGGAACAUUCCAAAUACGUGGAAGCAACUUUGGAGGAAAUGUCAGUGAAGGCCCCUCAGGAUCGACUUCCUACAAUCUGCUGUGCGUAUGCUCUUAUGACUGAAAAAUCAAGAGAAUUUGGCGAAGCAAAGUGCGGAAAAGGAGCUGUUGAUUCUUUCCAUAAGGUUGUAGAAAUGGCUGUCUCAACUCUUCCAAAUGUACUGUGUUCCGGAUUCGAUCCUGAGGGAGAUACUUGCAAGGCUGUUCUUCCACCUCCAGGAACACAACCGAAAGGAACUCUCAAGAACUCACACAUUGCACAGUCAUUUGUUUCUAUGUACCUAAACGAUAUCACAGAAAUUUGAGUUUUGUGACAUCCUUUACUAAGCUAUUGUGAUUAAACUGUUUUUUGUUAUUUUUUUCUAA